AUGGAUAUUUCUCCAUGGACUCUUGCGAAGCUCCUUAUACCUCAGAUCCCACGAAUCUUGAAACUAGCAAUCUACAAUCGGCUAGGCUUAUCACCUUGCGCAGAUGAGCAGGACCCACGUACCGAGAUUGUGGUCUCGAUAAUCAAGAGCACACUUACAGGCAAGAAACCCCUGAGUGUCAUUCAGCAAGCGGGCCUCAAAGAUCCUGGGAUUAAGGGCCAACUGUGGAUUGCGACGGCAUGCUGUCCUGCACCUGACAAUGAGAUUCGUGAUGCCGUGAUUCGAUCUGUCAAAGAGCUGGGCGAUGGUACUGAGCAAUACGAUUUACCUACAACAACGGAUGUGGAAGGUGAAUGGACAGGACAUAGGAGUGGUGUUGACAAGAAGACGCCUCGACCGAACUUGGCUGGUGGUGAGAAAGAGCACUACGCAAACCUGAUGAAAGAAGUCACAAGUCCUGUAACCAUAUUGUAUUUCCAUGGCGGGGCUUAUUUCUUGAUGGACCCGAUCAGUCACCGAGCAGUUACGAGCGCACUGGCAAAGAAGACUGGUGGCAGAUGUUUUUCAGUGCGGUACAGAUUGGCGCCACAGACGCCUUUCCCUGGUCAAUUGGUCGAUGCACUGACCGCAUAUCUGUAUCUUCUUGCGCCGCCUGAGGGUGCUUUCCACGAACCUGUGCAGGCAAAGAAUAUUGUGUUUUCUGGAGACAGUGCUGGUGGUCAUCUAAGUUUUGGUCUUGUGCUGCUGAUUCUUACACUGCAGAGAGCAGGCGUGACCAGUAUCAAGUUUCAUGGCAAGGAAGUGCCGCUCGAACUGCCAGCUGGUGUCGCAGGUAACUCGCCCUGGGUGGACGUUCUGAGAAGUUUGCCCAGCGUAACAACGAACGCAAAGUACGACUAUCUGGAUCCUCCUAGCCCAACCGGUCUACCACUAAAGCCUUUACCAGAGGACGAGAUCUGGCCUACCAAGCCACCCAGAGCCGAGAUCUUCUGUAGAGCCAGUACAUUGACACAUCCACUGUGUUCGCCUCUUGCUGCAAUGCCGGAACAUUGGAAAGGUGCACCACCUGUAUUCAUAUGUCUAGGUAACGAAGGAUUGGAAGAUGAGAUUACUGUUUUCGCAAGAAGGCUAUAUCAGGCUGGGGUUAAACUCGAAUUUGUUGGCUACGAAGGACAACCACAUUGCUUUGCCAUGAUUUUCCCGACGACUGCGGCUGGUUCGGACUGUAUGAAUCGAUGGGCAGCCUUUGUGAAACGGGCUGUGGGGGGUGUUGCUGAGCGUACCGAUACUGGAAGAUGGGGGAAAGCAAAAUCGAACCCUAUGCAGUGGAGAGAAGUCAAGCUCGGCGAGAUGGGUGUGAGUGAUGAUAUGGUGAAGAGUAGGAUGGAUGAGAUGAAGGCUUACGGAACAGAAAGGGAAGAGAAUUGGCGGAGAGAAUACGAGAAGACUGGGCGAGCGCGAUUGUAA
Lithohypha guttulata is the source of this 1467-nucleotide messenger RNA. RefSeq lists its product as uncharacterized. Gene Ontology annotation, molecular function: lipase activity. The transcript has a single exon. NCBI's taxonomy places the organism in Eukaryota, Fungi, Ascomycota, Eurotiomycetes, Chaetothyriales, Trichomeriaceae. The coding region runs from base 1 to 1467 and encodes 488 amino acids. The record is from RefSeq and is a predicted model, not a curated record.